UAUAUAACUUGUGCUAUUCAGCAUACACAUAAUGACAAUAUGUUAGAUUUUUAUGAAAAAGGGGGUAAAUGAUGGGGUUCAUUAGGAACGAGGUGAGUGCAGCAGCUCCUUGGCAAACAAUGACAGCAGAGGGAGGAGUAGAAGGUAUAUGAGACUAAAAUAAACGCCACUCGGUUUAAAGCUCAGUGAAACAAACGCUGGCGUAUUAAAAUAAAAAGCAGCCUACUAUUCAGCCUUUCUAGUUUGUCUAUUUCUAUACCAGAAGUCCCUGGUCGGCGCAGUGUUUGAGUACUUGGACAAGUUAGCUUUUUGCUAACUCCGCAAUGGACUGUGCUCCCAGUUUGUGUCCCCCAGCCGCUCCUGAUACAGAAACCGUUCCAGAAAUCUGCGGCGGCUCCUCAAUGGAGGACGGGUUGGUUGACGCUUUUGGGGACCUGGCUGCGCUUCCGGUGGAGGCUGGGGAGAGAAGACCGACAUGUUUCCGCUGCCGUCGCCCUCAGAAGGUGUGUCUAUGUCCUUUUCUUCCACCGCAACCCCUGGAGGUCUCGACAUGUCUGUACGUAGUGCAGCAUCCUGCAGAGGAGAGCCGAGUACUUCGCACAGUUCCUCUACUUGCUGCUUGUUUGCCACAAGGUAAAUGCAACGUCAUAGUGGGGAGGAGAUUCAAUGAGGAAAAGCACCCGGAGCUGGCUGUGGUGUGUCGGGACAGCAAAACCCUGAUCCUCUACCCAGGUCCUAAAUCCCAGAACCUUGAGGAGUUAAUACAAUACCAAGAAGUGGGCACUGUCAAACAUAAUGUCAUCAUCAUAGAUGGCACCUGGAGCCAAGCCAAAAACAUGUUCCUCAAAAACAGCCUGUUCCACCUGCCCAAACAGGUGCAGCUCAAUAGGACUUUAUCCAGUCAAUACGUGAUCCGCACACAACCUUCCAACAUCUGUCUGUCUACGCUGGAAUGUGCCGCUGUCGCCCUGUCGAUCCUAGAGCGGAACGAUGAGAUCCAAGAGGUUCUGCUGAAGCCCCUGAAAGCACUCUGCUCCUUCCAGCUGCAGCACGGCGCUCAGAUCCAUCACAGCAAAGAACAUCUGCUGAAGAACGGCAUGUACGACAAACCCAUGCCAAAGAACAAACGCAAGAUAAAGAGGAUGGAGAAACUCCUCACUGACCACAACAUCUGCCCGAGAUGAGGGCUUGUCAGAACAGAGAGGACAGGCUUGAUUCAUCUCUGCAUGCCCUGCUGUUUGCACUGACUGUAUCAUCAGAGUACAGGCAUGGACUCUGUGGGACUUAAGGGGACUGUUUUUUCUUUUUUUGUAACAUGCUGGUGUAGGCAAUUUAUGUAUUUGUCAUUCAUUUUAAAUAAAUGAAUGACAAAUGUUGUACUUGAAGCAUCACGGCUAACAGUAGGUUUCUUACUUUGUUUACAUGUUAGCCUGGAUUUAAUAGAAACGCGGUGGUUCUGUUGUGAAAGGAUUUAUAUGGCUAUACAUACAGAGGGUCACAUCUAGAAGGGCUGAUUCCAUUCAUAUUUUUAAUAAGCAAAAUCUCAGUUUACAUGAAUAAUAACAAAACAAACUGGAAUUAACACAAAAAAAAACCUACCAAAGACAAAUAACACACUGGUGACAACUGAGAAUUGCACUAUACUGUAUGUGAGGUCAUCAUAGGUGACAGUGUAACUUUACUGUAUAAAUGGUGUUUGCAGGCUUACAAAGAAUGUUUGUUAGAUACUACAAAAAAGCUGCUAAAGUACUGCAGCUUUUCUGUACCACAAAUGACGUCAAUAAAAUGGAUAAGAGAUCUCAUUUUAA
Messenger RNA from Archocentrus centrarchus (flier cichlid), 1808 nucleotides. RefSeq names its product DTW motif tRNA-uridine aminocarboxypropyltransferase 2 (gene dtwd2). Bases 324 to 1184 code for a protein of 286 amino acids. The record is from RefSeq and is a predicted model, not a curated record. Lineage: Eukaryota; Metazoa; Chordata; Actinopteri; Cichliformes; Cichlidae. The transcript is spliced from 6 exons.